AUGGGAACCUUGCCGUACGCAACGCGUUACGAAGCCCGUGUUCGCCUGAACAGUCGAGAGAGGCUCAACAGCCGAGACUUGGAGCAGAGUUUAUUGGGUAGCAUACCGGAGGACGAAGCACUGCAAGAACCAGAAGAAUCUCUACUACCGGUGCAUGUACUGCCGGUGGUAACAGAACACUGCAGCCACUGCGGAAAUCACAACUGCAAUGCUAAUAACAACAACAGAGUGCCUUGGUAUCAGGAAUAUGUUCACGAUGCACUCUUCCUCAUGACCGUCAUCAUAAUAGCCUUUGUGUGGGCGCUAAUCACCCUGGGAUGGUUGGUGCUAUUGCGAAGAACCACUGUGGUGGGGUCCGGGUGA
Molecule: messenger RNA, 363 nt
Organism: Seminavis robusta
Lineage: Eukaryota; Bacillariophyta; Bacillariophyceae; Naviculales; Naviculaceae
Source: the annotation of a GenBank genome assembly